This is a messenger RNA of Coffea arabica (coffee), 746 nucleotides long. Lineage: Eukaryota; Viridiplantae; Streptophyta; Magnoliopsida; Gentianales; Rubiaceae. The record is from RefSeq and is a predicted model, not a curated record.
CUCCUGCUCCACUCAGUUCCUCUACUCCUCAUCAUCAAGAAGUUGACAACCCUAAAUCCCACAACCUCAAACAUUAUCAACUCAAGGUACUGGUCGCAACUGUGGUAUCCUCCCAUUCUCCCACUAUAACUAGUAGGCCCAGAAAAUUUUGCACGAUAUUAUGGAGAAGACCAUAGAAGUAGUGAGUAGCACAGAUCUUUUUCCGGAUGAGGAUGCAGCAAAUAGUGGUGGUGGAAUUCAGCUAUUUAAGCAUGCUCCCAGUGGAAUUGUGUUUGAUCACAUUGAUGAAGUUCAACCACCAAAUAAGAAACCAAGAAUACUUCCUGGAGAAGAGAUUGACGAGAAGUCAAAGAAGUUUAAACGGCAACUCCAGUCUGUUGCUGUUGAUGGGAUGGAUAUUUUAGCUGCAGCAAGAGAUGCAGGCCAGAAAGCAUUGGCAAAAUUGGAAGCUAGAGAAGCAGCAGCUAAGGCAGCUGCUAAAAGAGAGGAAGAGCGAGUGACAGGUUUGAAAAAGGUUAGGGGGGAGAGAUGGCUACCUUCUAUGGCAAAAAACAGGCACAUGGGGUUUCAGGGACGCUAACUAGUGUGCAGCAAACAAUAAUUGUCUGUUCUAAGCUCGUGCUUGAUGUGAUGAUCAUCAAGUGCUUCUAAGUGAUGUGAUCCAGAUGCUUUAUAGCGCUUUAGAGUUCCGUGCGAUUUGUACCAUGAUCUGUUGUUUGUCACGGGAUUCCCAGAACGGAUCAACU